Molecule: messenger RNA, 7375 nt
Organism: Osmia lignaria (orchard mason bee)
Lineage: Eukaryota; Metazoa; Arthropoda; Insecta; Hymenoptera; Megachilidae
Molecular function (GO): protein binding
Source: RefSeq, a predicted model, not a curated record
ACUCGCGCGUGCACGGAAGAAACUCGAGGAACGGGAGAAACUCUUGCCAGUCGCUCGACCUCGCUGUUCUUUCUUUCCUCGCGAAUCAACGUCGCCAAUUUACUUACCUGAAGAGUGAAAAAAAAAAAAGAUUCCCUCGGAAGGGUUGAAAAUUCGCGCCAACCGGAGAUUCGCAUGUGUUUUCGCGACGUUUUCCUGUGCUGCGAGAAUUACUGUUUCCACUCCGUUUCGAGGGAACAGGAAAAUUGUGUGCAAUUUCGUCGGUGUCGAAGAUCGAUGGUUUUGGUUGAUCUUUCGAAUCGAAACUAAACCGAAUCGUUUGGAUUUCGGUUUAUUCGUUUCUAAUCGUUUCAACGGGAUGGCAAGGAAACGUAACAGAACUAGACUUUUACCUCGAAAUGGAGGACUACGAUAAUUAAAUGAACCUCGGAGAGUCAUCAACUAGUGGAAUUAAACGAGAUGAAAUUUUAUUACGUUACUCAUCUUCUCGGUUUAUAAUUCAUCCUCAGACGUUUAUUCGCGUUUGAGGUGUUAAAUUUUUUUUUUUAUAUCAAAGCUCUAGAUUGAAUUAUUCUGGAAUAUGUUUAUGAAAUUUUUCGAAAUAACACAGAAGGCGACAGUGGUUGUUGAAUUAAGGAUAACAUUCUUGUAACGUGGCAAAAAUGACUUUAUUAAAUUAGGGUUUCGUCAUUUCAGUGCUUCAAUUUCGAUGAUAAAAUGUGACAAAUGGAAUAAAAGAGACUUUGAUUGCGAAAAAAGAAAGAGUUGAAAAUGCGCAAGACGACGAGGCUUCGUUUUAUUACUUAUGUUAGUUUCACGGUUGGCGGUUAAUUUUCAGCAUUUUCUGCGAAAUAAGAGAGGAGGUACUUUCACUUCGAUGCCCUGAGUGUUUCUCGAUGAUAAACAUCGAUUCGAGUAUCGGAAAAAAACGUUCCUCGACGAAACAGUGACAAAGUGAUAUAUGGGACGUUGUUCAAGAUAUAACAAAUCAGAGAGGCGUUGUCGAGACUGACAGAGAGGGUUUAGCUGCAUUUGCGAGAGUAUUCUUCAGAAAUGGUCAGCCAACACGCGAUGGCCACCACGGUUCGAAAAGUUAAGCAGGAGAAUCGUCUCAGGCGGCAAAAUCAAAACCAAGAUGAGGAGGAACUUUACAAGCCUGUACCACCACCGAAACCGGUGCCGAACAAUCAGAAGAAUCAGAACGGGCAACAGGAGAGCAGGGUGCAGACGGUAGCCGAGCAAUCAUCUCGGACGACUUCCGGCGUAGAAAGGAACGCCACGUUAGACGACAACCAGCUUCGAAGUUCUGGGCAGACCAUUGCACCGGAAUACAGGAUGCCACCGCUUUACGGGGAGGAACAGAGCUCAAAUCAGUCUCAACAGGCAGCUAAUUUGCAGACUCAUAGUAGCAAAUUUCCGAUAGAACGCGAGGUGGUUUUGUCGUCAGGAGACAAGAAUUCCAAAAUCCCUAUUCUUCACGAGUACAAACAAAGGACUGCCGGAAGAAUCGCUAUUGCACCGGAUGCACCGGUCAAGCAACAAGCUUGGGUUCAAGAGGGAAGUCAGAUGCAAGAAGUGAGACAAGAGGGUCAAACAAGGAAUUAUCAAGCCCCGGAAUCUUACGCGUCGACGUCCGCCGCAUCGGCACCGAGGACGACGAAGAUCGAUGAAGAGAAGAGCAAGUCCUUAUCGAGGACUUACCAUACAAUUAAGGACAUGAUAUCCAGUCGUUUCGGUCAAAAUCGUAAGGACACCGAAGCGGAACCGGAAGCGAGCUUAAAUAACGUCACGGAGGAAUUAAGGAAGUCUAGUAGAAGCAUUGACGAAGAAGAGGCAAAGAAGAAGGAAGGAAUUUAUGGGAAACCACGGGCACAGGAACCUUCCAUUAAUAUGCAACAAUAUCCGAAAAAUGCUUGCGGUCAAUAUGGACACUCGUAUAGUUACCUGAGCAAUCAACAGAACGUCCCACUUCCUGGACAACUUCAGCCGACAUCGCAGCUUCAACCUAAUUUGCCGGGUCAGAGUGCUCAGCUUCACGUGACGCACCAUGCACCGCCUGGAGGAGUUCAGACGGUCCAUCAAACUCAAGUUCCCACUUUCGGCCAAUCAGCGACAGGUGGUCAACAGGUGCAAAAUGUUGCUAGGGAAUACGUUGUUCAGGGACCAUCUGGAUUGCCAAGUCAGCAAUUGCAUCAAGGACUACAUCAGAAUUCUCAGAACCAGGGACAGAACUCCCAAAUGCAGAAGGCUCACGGUCUACCCAUGCAACAACAUGCAGUAGGAAACACUAUGCAGCCAACAAAUCAAAACUUCCAAAGUCCGCAACAGCUUUUGCAUCAAAAUCAAAACCAUCAUCAGAGUCCCAGGUUCGCACAGCAGCACGCGCAGAACAUGCAUCAACGUCAACUGAUCCAGCAGAUGCAUCAGCAGCAGCUUGCUGGCCAACAAAACACUCCAUCCGGCGUGAGAAACGUGCAACAGAGCUACUUCUCGAAUAACGUAUCCUAUCAACAGUAUCAGCAGGCUCGACAGGCAAUGUCAAGGUCUCAAAUCGACCUGCCUAGUACUUCGAGGCAGACACAGGAGCUGAGAUUGUCUGGGCAAGAAGUGUACUAUCAUUACGCCCAAGGUCGACCAAGGUACGGAGUGCCUCAGGUGUACAUGAAGACCGAAAACAAUCAGGAAGUCGAAUUUCAGCGACGAAACUCGACGAAGGGCAUCGAAAAGGCCGCAUCGCAACCUCAACUCUGUUACGAAGACGAAAGGGUGAACGAACAAUCUAGAAAUCCAGUUGACGCUAUGAAGGCUCUCACGGUGGAUCCGUUAGAUAAAGAAAGGUACGAAAUCACGGUGGAAGACCGUGGGCUUGGCGAGUUUGGUCGAAGCGAUUCUCAGAGAAAGGACGAAUACAGGCCAGAGACCAGUUUCGGUAUUCGUAGAGAUGACACAGUUAGAUGUUCGAAGAGAGAACAGGAACAAGUGGGAAUAUCUGGCCAAGACAAUCAAGAAUCAGAAGCAACAUCCGUUCAGAAGAGGAUCGAGGAGUUACAGAAGCGUGCUGAAGAGAAUCAUUACUCUUCGAAAUCGUCCAAAGAAGGUAUGGAAACGGACGGAGCCAGAAAUUCAUCCAAUUCGAAGAUUGGAAAUGCCGAUAGCUCAAAAAGGGCCGAGAAUCAAUAUUCAAAGGAGUCAACAGUGAAAUCAGAAACGAGGAAAGACGAUCUGGAACAUAGCAUUGGCCGAUUGAAGAUUCAGAAUCAAGGAUCUGGAUCGGAUUAUGACAAAGCUGGACAAAGCUCCUCCAAUGUUGAUUCGGGAAGAGGAUCUGCUGUUUAUUCCAGCGGAAGGAGACCACCACCGGAAGACCAAACUCAUCCUCCAGUACAAGACUCUGAGUGGGUGGACAUCGUUGAAUCAGAGUUGAGGAGUAUUCUGGAGCCAAGAGAUGUCCCUGCGAUGGCACAUUCCACUUUAUCUGAAAGUGUAUCAUCGGUAACACCACCCCUGCCGCCGCUUUCGCCCCAUGAAAGUCCCAGAACACCGAGAAAUCGAUACUCGGCGAGCUUACCAUACGGAUCGAAACCUAAUUACAGCGAUUACAGCAAGGUCAUGGAAAAAAGAGGAUUCUCGGGCAAUUCGAAGCAUCGUGGGGCCUCGACUUCGAAGAAAGAGACGGCAAAGAAAUUCUCCCAUCUUUUCGGCGUCGAAGCGGGAGAUCUAACAUCGACUACAACUGGACUCGAUUUAGACUCCAUGUUGGAUAGGAGCGAUUCUGAUCUGAGCACAAAUGAUGCCAGAACCAUUAGGAAGCAGUUGGAAGGCUUAGAGAAUAUGUACAGCGAGGUACUAAAAUUGCUAGGUGGGAGUGUGAAGAAAAAACGAAAGGCUAGAGGUCUUACUAGUUACGGUUCGGUCUCCUCAUUGCCAACAUCAUCCGUUUCGUCUAGACCUGUCACCAGGCAUCAUGAUAAACGUAGAUCCCAUGUUAUUGACGAUAGGAUGAAGAAAGCCAAAGACAUCAAGAGUAUAAAUAAACGCUUUCAACGAUUAGAAUCUCACGUAGUCACACUUGCGAGAUCGGUGGCACACUUAAGUUCAGAGAUGAGAACCCAACAUCUAAUGAUACAGGAAAUGGAGAACAUAAGGGGCGAGAUUGCUGCACUGAGGACACAAACGAGCAUGGCAAUGGUGAGGUCACAGUCCCAACCACUAAUCAAGGACUCCGAAUUGCCAGCCCUUUCCAAUCCUUCAAGGGUGAAAAAGCUCACCAAGUUCUUCGGCACGGAACCACCCUUGAUCCGAUUAUUCCUCAGGGAACUUGGGUAUGAGAAAUAUGCAACUGCAUUUGAGAAGGAAAAGGUCGGAAUGGUGGAACUUCCGUACCUAAGCGAAGAAAGGCUGCAAAAAAUGGGAGUACCUCUGGGACCACGGUUGAGGAUUCUUCAAGAAGCACGAAUAUCGGUGUGCAAAGAUCCAAUUUACGUUGUGUGAAUUCCAUAAUACGUAGUUCUCUGGUAAACUAAAGAAUAGUCUAUGCACCGAAUCGAAUGAAAGGGAAUAAGAAAUAAGGUUCGAGUAACCGUUUCCUUUUCAUUUUUUUGAAGACAUUUAACAAUCAUCAGUUUUAAAUUGUGAAAAGUGAUCCGCUGAAAAGUAUUUUUUAACAAUGGAUAAUUGUUGCUUGCAAGACCAAACAAACUUGCAAGAAUGAAACAAGAAAACGAAUGUGUAGCAAGAAGAUUGAAAGAAGAAUGAACAAAUAUUGCUGAAGUCUUAUGCAAAAAUGUCUUUUACUGUUUGAAAGACUAAACUGGACUUAUCAUUCUGCUAUAAAUUCCAAAUAUGAGACUCGAAACUGUCACUAACAUUGUGCACUUUGUUUCCUGUCUAAUGGAAAGAACAUUAAUAUUCUCUUACGUUUAUGUUUGAUACAAACUUUAUUCAAAGAAGCGAUAAUUAAAUAGGGUACAUUAAUUAAUAAAGAUACUAGUUUCAAGAAUAGUAAUAAUUCUAGAAAUUUAGUUAUUCACGAAAUUGUUCAAUUUCGCUUAAAUAAUUUAUUAUAAAUUAUUAGUGACCUAAACGUCGUUACGUAGAAUAGUAACUUCCUUACUCAUUGCCUUAUUAUUAGUUACAAAUUUCAUGGAAAAAUAAUUGAUGUUAAUCAAAACGUAAAUAAUACCAUCCAUGGUAUUAUCAUUAAUUAUAAAAAAUACUCAUUUUUAUUAUGCCAGCGUUUGAUUAAGGGAAAAUCUAAGAGGGGCUACAGCCCCGAGCCACACUUCCACGGGGCUUCGUUAUAUACCUUCCACUUGUUACGUCAUAAAAUGUUGAAUUAAAUUUUUUUUACUAUUGCCUUUCUUCUUUGCAAUUAAAUGUUAUUUAAUGUUAUUUAGAAUAAAUUUCGAUUUUUCACCAUAUUUAUUAACCAAGGAAACCCUCGAAGGUUUGAUAACUCUAGGCUCCAAAAAUCUUAAUUUGCUCCUACUUCAUGCAACUGAAGUAAUUGUUUACCAACAAUUCCAAGUGAUUCCCUCAGAUUUUAAUAAAAUUUUAUACGUUGAUAAAUCAUGUUAUUACGAACCUUUUUGUAUGUACAUACAUACAUACAUACAUACAUGGCUAUGGACGUAGAUAAUCAAUAAUUUAAAAGAUACUUAAAAUAAAAGCUAUUCGGGCCAUUAUAAUUCAGGUACCAUUUUUCCAAAUUAGUAAAUGCAAAUGAAUUUGCUUUGUAAUAUUUAAAAAUUUGAAGAAAUAGUAUAGGAUAGCAUAAAUUUCCAAAGAAUUAUAUCAACAUGUAUUAGGACAUGCAUAAUUUAAAGUUUAGGCAUUCCAAUCCCUAUAAUACAGAAAAAAAUUUUAAUAGUUACUCAAAGUAAUUUAGAAGAAAUUGGUUUUUCUGUUAUACCUAACACAUAUAAAUUGUGAAGACAGCAGUUUAUCACGCACUUAUGUACUACACAUAUUCACGACGUAGAGCCGGCGGGCGAGGGGCACGCGAAGGAGGGACUGCAGCCAAUCGACUGUCGGCGUGAAUAUGUGUUAGUGUCACACGCCGCGACAAGUUCGAUGCAACUCAAUGUACUUACAGUACCGAGCAUGGCAGACUUCAUUUCAGAAAAUGCCGGGAAGGAUGAAUUUUCAAAAUUCUAAUUUAGAAGAUGCUAAUAUUAUAUAAGAUUAAUUUAGGAAAAGUUAAUAUGAUUUAUAAUUAUUAAAUAGUAUAAAAUUUAAUAUACAACUACAAAAUAUUAGGUAAAUAAAAAUUACACGCAAGUAAUGGGGCUUUCUUCCACUGCUGCGUUUCAUGUGUGAACAUUUAUUUUUGAAAAUUUUACUUAAUAUUUCUUUUAUUUCUAAUAUUUAGUGGUUAUAUAUUAAAAUUUAUAAUAUUCAAUAAUUAAACUUUAUAUUAACUUUUCCUGAAUUAAUCUUGAUUUUAGAAUUUUGAGAAUUACUCCUUCCCAUCAUUUUUUCUAAGAAAGUCUACCAUGCUUAUACUGUACCUAAUUAUAUAAUUAUGUGAAGAAAAUACAAUUUGAAAAGGAAUACUCUUUUAUUUGUUAGGAACUGUUACAGCAAAGUAUUAACCGUCUACGUGGAAUAUCAUAUGGGUAUAUACAAAAAGAAUUUGUAAUAAUAUCAUCUACCAAUAUGCAAAAGUUUACUAAUUGUAAGCUUUGAAGAGGACACUUGUGGCGGUUUCCUUGUAAGACAGACGUGCACAAUUCCACCUAUGUUUUCAGAUGUUUUCACUACUUAUAAGAAAUUUAUAAACUAAGAACUAGAUUUGUUAAUUAGCAUUAUUUUAGAGUCUGUAGAAAGAAAAAACUUCGGUUUACAGCGUCUCAACCAAAAAUUACAACCUGCUAAUAAAUAAUAAAUAUUUUUGUUAAAAGCAACGUGAUUGAUCUUAUUUUUUACUUAGAAUGGAAAAACCCUAACUGUUUGAUUUUAAUUUUAUUCGACUUCUGUACGAUGACAGCAUACAGCUUCCUAAUGAAAAAAGCGUGGAAAGUGUAAAGCGUAAAGGGUAGGCACUCGACUGUUUGACAAUUUUAAAAAUCUAAAAAUGCAUAUUUUUGAUAUGUACCAUGAAGUUCUCAAAAAAAAGGUACUAAAGUUUUAUUUUAGUUUUAUUAACGGAAACUUAUCUCUUUUUUUUACAAUUUUAUUGCGACACAGAAAAUAUUGUAAAAGAAUAUUGCAUCGAAAUUAUUAAUAUUUAAAAGAAAGUUACAGCAUUAUAUUAAUAAAUAUUUGGUGUAGUAUAAAAGGAGAGACGUUUAGCACUCUCUUAAACAAGGAUGAAAGUAUAUAUGUUUUUUAGAUGUACUUGUAAUUUGAUUAAAUAUUAGUUACAAUUAAAAAA